GUCCGCAAAAACCUCAACUUUCUUCCAGAAAAACCUCUCUUCCCUGCAGUUCAUGGAUGUCAAAGGAGCAACAUGUUCAACUGGCUAUGGCCAGCCACCACCAUGGAUGUUCAAAGGAAGUGCCUUGUACCAACUACAUCUUGUAAAAGCUGAAAUUGCUCGAGUAUUCAUACCUAAGGAGUUCAAAUUAGUUGAAGCUUUUGGAUACACCCUUGGUGGUUUUUUCCUUGCUAAAUAUGAUGACAGUCCAGCUGGGGCCUUUGAUGAGCUUGUGGUGUUAGCAGGACUUAUUAAAGAUGCUGGUCCUCCCACAUCAUCUUGCGCAUGGGCUGCCAGGGUUUUUGUGAACAGUGAAGAAGCUUGUGAUCAUGGAAGAAAGGUCAGAAUUUUGCAGAACUUCAAGUACAAAUAUGGAUAUUUGAAAGUUUCACAUGUUAAAUUUUUGAAUAACAUGGGAAACUAUGCAAACGAAGUCUAGUUAGUUUAUUCCAAUAUGAAUCCAUGUAAUAAUAUCCCUUGCCAGCU
Molecule: messenger RNA, 525 nt
Organism: Rubroshorea leprosula
Lineage: Eukaryota; Viridiplantae; Streptophyta; Magnoliopsida; Malvales; Dipterocarpaceae
Source: the annotation of a GenBank genome assembly